This is a messenger RNA of Alligator mississippiensis (American alligator), 716 nucleotides long. RefSeq names its product kunitz-type serine protease inhibitor 5. NCBI's taxonomy places the organism in Eukaryota, Metazoa, Chordata, Crocodylia, Alligatoridae. Gene Ontology annotation, molecular function: serine-type endopeptidase inhibitor activity. The record is from RefSeq and is a predicted model, not a curated record. Bases 10 to 516 code for a protein of 168 amino acids. The transcript has 4 exons.
GGUGGCACCAUGAAGUGGGGCAGCGUGUUCCUGCUGGUGGGUCUCCUCGCCCUCUGGGCCGGGCUGCAGCCUGCGUCUGGGCGGGUCUCUCCAGCUUUCUGCAGGCUCCCCAAGGACUACGGCCCCUGCAAGGAGAUCUUACUGCGCUUCUACUACAACCCGGCCAUCGGGACCUGCCAAACGUUCAUUUACGGCGGCUGUCAUGGCAAUACAAACAACUUUAUGACCUACCGGCAGUGCGUGAAUACGUGCAGGUUGCGCCUUCUGGGGCUGAGCCUGCCAAGGCCGGACGCUGCGAGAAGCAUCGCGGCACCAGGGCGACGGCUGGAGGAUCGGAGCAGGGUGAAGCCGAGCAUCUGCUUUCUCCCGGUGGCCCCCGGCCCCUGCCAGGCCUAUGGGCCCAGCUUCUACUACAAUGCCGCCACCGGCCAGUGCUUGGGAUUUAACUACGGGGGCUGCCGGGGCAACGGGAACCGGUUCGGCACUGAGAAGGAGUGUCUCCAGACCUGCGGGUAGCCAGCACAGCUCCAAGAGUGACCCCGCGCGGGAGCCGGGCCGUGGGGCAGCGGGACCUGCAGGUCCCAGACCCUCUGCAGACCCCUCCUGUGGCUCCAGGCACCGAUGGGCAACAUGACCCCCAGCACCGGGGGUCCGCUUCCCGCAGCCCCGCUAGCAGCUCCUUCCUCCACACAAUAAAGACCCUGCUCUGCAGCUUC